This is a messenger RNA of Triticum aestivum (bread wheat), 2279 nucleotides long. RefSeq lists its product as uncharacterized. The transcript is spliced from 4 exons. NCBI's taxonomy places the organism in Eukaryota, Viridiplantae, Streptophyta, Magnoliopsida, Poales, Poaceae. The record is from RefSeq and is a predicted model, not a curated record. The coding region runs from base 572 to 1900 and encodes 442 amino acids.
AGAGAAAGCUCCAGUGCCACGUUUUUUGCCGAGCAAUAACAACACCACUUCCGUUACCAAAAGGAAAAAAGAAAGAAAGAAAGAAAUGGAAUGUUGUUGACAGAAAAUCGUCUUCCCCAUCGCCGGCACCGCCGAAACGCCCUUCGCUGUCGCCGCCAAGCUCGCCUCGUCCCCUCCUUCCGCCGAACCACGCCUGGAGAUCUCUCUCGUGGGCAUUCUUUCUCGUCCUCUCUAUUGGUAGCGAGUGAAGACCUACCCGGACGCGAUUCUUCUUCUUGCCGGAUCUUUCUCCCUGACCCCAUUCUGUUGACAGGAGAGCACCCUUCGGCGAUUAAGGAAUUUGUUCAGAUAGUGACUUGUUUCUUUUGCCUGCUCCUUCUCUGAAACCUGAAUCCCACGCAUACGUAACUUAGGCUGAAGAAGUAGUGCCAAAUUCUACAUUCGUAUUUGGUACUCCCUCUGUAAACUAAUAUAAGAGCGUUUAGAUCACUAAAAUAGUAAUCUAAACGCUCUUAUAUUAGUUUACAGAGGGAGUAUUAUAUAAGACGUAGUGGAAUGAUCCUUUGGGAGAAUGGAAGGCAAUAACCUGCCACCUGGAAACUUUAUGCAAGGAGCAACUUAUGGCAGUUCAGACUUGCACCGGAAUCCCAUGCAAAUGCACGGUCCAAGCUCCGAUAAUCCGGGCUUCAACCACUCUCAGAUACCUGGCAAAUUCCCCAUGCCUAUGAACCAGGUUACAGCUUCUGACCACUUGUCGGAAUUUCAAUUCAGAGAACAAAGGAAGGCUGAUCACCACCAGGUCCACCACCACCACUAUCCCAAGAAGGACUCCAUGAGCGAUGAUGAGGAGCAUGGUCUGAACGAGGAUACCACUGAUAGCCACAGCGGCAAGGGAAAGAAGGGCUCAGCAUGGCAGCGGAUGAAGUGGACUGAUUCAAUGGUUAAGCUUUUAAUUACUGCAGCGUCCUACACUGGUGAGGAUCCAGGAGCUGAUUUAGGAUGUGGAAGGAGGAACUGUGCAAUGGUGCAUAAGAAAGGCAAGUGGAAGGCAAUAUCAAAGGUGAUGGGCGAGCGAGGUUGCAAUGUGUCACCGCAGCAGUGCGAGGAUAAGUUCAAUGACCUCAAUAAGAGAUACAAAAGGCUUACAGAUAUCCUUGGUCGGGGUACAACUUGCAAGGUUGUGGAGAAUCCAGCACUUCUGGAUCGCAUGGAUAAUCUCUCUGACAAGUUGAAAGAUGACGCAAGGAAGAUACUGAGCUCAAGGCACUUAUUCUAUGAGGAGAUGUGCUCCUACCAUAAUAAUAACCGGAUUAGUUUGCCUGAAGAUCCUGCACUUCAGCGUUCACUGCAGUUUGCUCUUAGGUGCAAAGAGGAAAAUGAUAUGAUGAGAGGAGCAAGUGGAGAUGCCGAUGAAGAUGACCAGAGUUCAGACUCUGAUUAUGAGGAAGAUAAUGAUGAGGACCAUCAGGUGGCGCAUAGCAAUAAAGGGGGCUUACCCAUGCAAAAGAAGAUGUGGUAUACAGCGGAUCACGAGGAUGCUGGUUUUGGGAACUCUUUGAGUGCACACGAAUGUAGCCGGAGGUCUAAUCCCCAUGGCAUCACACUAGAUAUCAACAAAGUUGUUCCAGAUGGAACCAGCUUGGCUUUGACACAGAAGGACUUAGUAUUGCAAUCUGCAGAGCUUGAAAAACAGUGCUUGAAAAUCGAAAAUGAGGCACUGGAGCUUGCAGAACAACGCCUCAAGUGGGAACUAUCCAGUAAAAUUAAGGACAAGGAACUGGAAAGGAUGAGGUCAGAUAACGAACAUAUGAAGAUUGAGAUUAAACGCUUAAAACUGGAGGUAAGGCGCAAAGAGUUAGAGCUUGAACUCAAGCUGAAAGGAAACGGCAGUCAUUCAUGACAUUUAUUUAGGCGAUCAAGAUUAGCCUGUAAGAUGGUAGCCGAUGGCUUCUGAUGUUAGCGUAGAAUACUGCCAGCAGGUCGCCCGUGCACUUCGCAAGAUCUCGUUUUGCAAGGAUUGGGUAUUUGAUGAGGCUUAUGAUCACCCCUUCAGUUUUUCUGUUUUUAUCGCAAUACAUUCUUUGCUAUAGUGGGCUUGUAGCAGUGACUCUGAGUUGUAAUUGAGUGGAUGGCUUGUGUUUGCUUACAAUAGAUAUCAAAUGCCAAUCGCUGUCGUAAGUUUUAUCUGGAUUUUGGUAAAACAGGUUCGGAUUGUUCAUCAAGAAUCCAAGUUGUAGUCAAAUUGAUAAUUCGAUUCAAUUUCAGAGAUUGAACUGGAA